AUGGCGUUUCCACCCCCGCCUCCAGGACAGUUCCCUGGAUCCGGCUUUGCGCCACCACCGCCACCUCAAGGCCAAGGCUUUGCUCCGCCUCCGCCGCCCCCAGGACAAGGACAAGGAUUUGCUCCACCCCCUCCUGGUGGACAAGGAUUCGCCCCGCCCCCACCAGGUGGCCAAGGUUUCGCUCCACCCCCACCUGGACAAGGAUUUGGUCAGGGGCAACCCCAGCCUCCUCGACCAGGUGGUGGUUUUGCGCCACCACCUCCCGGUGGUGGUUUUGCCCCUCCUCCCCCGCCAAAUCCUGGAAUGCAUCAGUUGAACCAGGGCAUGUCGAACAUGUCCAUGCAACCGCCUCCACCUGCCCCAGGGGCUGGGUUUGGAUCAUCUCAACCCCCGCCACCACCCGGUGGAGUUGGUUUUGCGCCGCCACCAGGUGGAGGAUUUCAGCAACCUCCUGGACCUGGAAUGCAACAACCACCCCCACCAGGUCAUGGCGCGUCUUCGUUCUAUCCACAGCCAACUGCUCCGGGACCUCCCCAGGGUCCCCCUCAGCCUGGAAUGCAACCAGCACCACCAGGUCCAGGGGGAGCUGCAGCAGCUCCCCAAGCCGACGCAGCCAUGAUCAAUCAAAAUAUUGAUUUCAGUGUCAAGAUUCCAGACAAUUUGAUCAAGUUCACGGCAAACAAAGUUGCCCAGACGGCUCAGCUGGCUGCUGGGACAAAGAUCCCAUUCGGUGCAGUGAUGCGUCCAUUGGCCCCGGAAGGAGAAGAUGACGAGCACAUUGAAACCGUCCAACCAGGAAAUGCGGGAAUUAUUCGUUGUAAGAGGUGUCGUACUUACAUCAAUGCAUUUGUCUCGUGGUCCGAGCAUGGGCGGCGAUGGCGUUGUAAUAUUUGCGGUCAAAUCAACGACUGUGCAGCAGCCUACUUUUGCCACUUGGAUGAGCAAGGUUUGAGAAGGGAUCGAUUCGAACGCCCUGAGCUGUCCAAGGCCGUCGUUGAAUUCAUUGCUCCAGCCGAGUACAUGGUCCGACCUCCCCAGGAACCAUCUUACUUCUUCGUCAUUGAUGUGAGUGCGACAGCUGUCCGGAGUGGAAUGGUGCAUUCGACAGCCAAGGCUAUCAAAGAAAGUUUGGAUGAUCUCCCGGGACGGGGGAGAACCAAAAUUGGAUUCAUCACGUUCGACAAUGCUGUGCAUUACUACAACUUGGCUUCCGAACUCAGCGCUCCACAAAUGAUGGUUGUCGCAGAUUUGAAAGAGCUGUUCGUGCCACUUCCCGAUCAUCUUCUGGUGAAUCUGCAAGAAUCACGAUCGGUUGUAGAUCAGUUCUUGGACAGUCUUCCGGAAAUGUUUGUCAAGAAUCCUGUUGUCUCGCAGUCAUGCCUUGGGCCGGCCCUGAAAGCUGGUUUCACCGUCAUGAAGAAUAUCGGCGGAAAGUUGUGUGUUUUCCAGUCAAUCAUGCCAAAUCUCGGGGACGGCGCACUGAAAAACCGAGAGAACAGACCUCUCAUGGGUACUCCGAAUGAAGUCAAACUGCUUCGUCCCGAGGUUACCUGGUACAAAGACACAGCAGUGGAGUUCAGCAGACAGCAAAUCAGCGUGGACAUGUUCCUUUUCCCUUAUCAGUACAUGGAUCUGGCGGCGAUGGCGGAGUUGCCAAAAUACACUGCUGGUUCAGUGCAUUCUUAUGUUUCCUUUAACCACAAAAAGGAUGGACCGCGAUACGAGCAAACGCUGAACAAAGUGUUGACUCAGACCACAGCCUUUGAAGCUGUGAUGCGAGUUCGUUGUACCAAGGGGAUGCGAAUCAGCAACUUUUACGGAAAUUUCUACAUUCGGGGAACGGAUCUCUUGGCGCUGCCCAACUGCAACACGGACUCAGUUUUUGGCUUCGAUUUGGCUCACGACGAACAAAAUGUGGCCAGCAACCAUGUAACUCUUCAAGCUGCUCUGUUGUACACCAGCAGCGAAGGACAGCGUCGUAUUCGCGUCAUGACCCAAGUUCUGCCCGUAACCAACCGAAGCACCGAAUUGAUGGCCUCGGUGGAUACAGAUGCUGUGUGCAAUCUACUUUCGAAGCAGGCAGUGGAGGUUGCCAUCAAGACUAGUUUGGAUAAUGCUCGUAUGAGGCUGCAACAAACUUGUGUCGACAUGAUUCGGAACAGCAAGGAAGGGGACAAGCGAACGGUUUCUGGCUACACUGUUCCGCCUCCCCAGGGGCACCACGGAGGACAAGAAGCAGAAGAAAAGCCCAUUCCCGAGCACAUGCAAUUGUUGCCUCUCUACAUCUUGGCAAUGAUGAAAAAUGUUGCAUUUCGCGGUGGCACUGAUGUGCACCCUGACGAACGAAUCCAGGCCCAUCGGCAGAUGGUUGCGAUGUGGGUUACUCAAUCAAAGAAUUUCAUCUACCCUCGUCUCUUUUCAAUUCACGAUAUGGAUGACAAUGUUGGCUAUUCCGUGGAAGAUCUUCCUGAUGGCGGCGGUGAUGAUCCUCCUGUCGCGGGUCGCAACAGAAUUUUGUUGCCUCCAGUGGUCAAUCUGAGUGUUGAAAGGCUUACGAGCAAUGGAGUAUAUCUUCUUGACAACGGCAUUGACAUGUAUCUUUGGAUCGGGCGUGCUGUUGAUUUGAAUGUUCUUGGCUCGCUCUUUGGUGUGCAAUCACUUGAGGACUGUGACCCUGCUCAGAUCGAAGUCCUGACUAGUGGCGAUCCGUUGGCUUCUCGCUUUGGAGCGAUUAUUGAUGCCUUGCGGGAUGACGGUGACCAGUUUGUGAUCAGUCCAAAGAUUCAUAUCUGCCGAGAGGGUGAUCAACAUAUGGAAUCUCGCUUCUUCUGGUUCUUUGUGGAGGACAGAGCUUCCUUCCAGGGUGGUACCUUUAGCUACGCUGAUUUCAUGCAGUUUGUUAACAACCCCAAUCAGCCAGGAGGAGGAGGGGCGCCGGCGGCUCCUCGUGGUCCGAUGCCCCCUGCGCCUGGAGGUCCUGGUCCUCAACGAGGGAUGCAACCACCGAUGCCCGGCCAACCUGGACCUCCGGCACCGGGGAUGCAAAGAGGGAUGCCACCCGGUCCGCCGAU
This is a messenger RNA of Seminavis robusta, 3071 nucleotides long. NCBI's taxonomy places the organism in Eukaryota, Bacillariophyta, Bacillariophyceae, Naviculales, Naviculaceae. The record is from the annotation of a GenBank genome assembly.